Messenger RNA from Porites evermanni, 31914 nucleotides. Lineage: Eukaryota; Metazoa; Cnidaria; Anthozoa; Scleractinia; Poritidae. The record is from the annotation of a GenBank genome assembly.
AUUGGCUAUCCCGGUCCUUCGACUGUCUUCGUGGAACGUGGAGUCAUUUCCAAGCUUAUUUCCUUCAUUUGAGAGCGAAGCUUGAUCGGAGUUCUCUCAUCAGGUGAGUCAUAAUUAACUGGACGGAAUCUGAGAUUCCUGGUCGUUCUUUUAAGCUUUCUUUUGCGGUUCAUCUCUUUCGCUGUUAAACGGAAUUGCUGGCAAUGCUACUUCUCCUUGAACUAAUCGCCGGAUCCGUUCGGUUCUUGACACGGAAUUAUUGCAUCGUUUUAAACUAGAACGUGACUUGAUGAAUUCAUUGUCAUUUUUAUUCUGUACCUGACAUGAAAGCACUGCCAUUUAAGCUGUGUUUGUGUUUUAGCAGACCUGAUAUUUCUAAAUCAAAGUUACUUUUUGUGCCUGCAUAAUAUACGUACACUGUGCACUUGUGUUAUUUUAGUGUACUCUUGUAAGUUUUAAAUCUUGUAUACUUGGAAAUGAGCUAAUACAUGGAGAAAGUUUUCUUAGCAUGCACGUUCUGAUACCUUUCAUAUUUUCUGCCCAUUUUUUCGAUUUUUUUAUAGCUAUACUGAUUAAAAUAGUUUAAUUAAUUUUUAUACUCAGUCACCCAUGCUCUGCUCAAUCGACUCAAUAUCUGCGGUCGGGUUUCAAUCAACCACAGGGCAAUUACAACAAGAAAUCAUUCCGAAUUUCACUCGAUCCUGUUUGUAAUAUUCCUUUUCUACGUUAACUUGUUGAAGGAGAAAUAUUUUCGUCGUGUUCAUUUGACCUCGUUUUGGACUUCCUGUUGAUUCAAGGUGAAAAUUCUCGUCUUUAUAAGCUUGAUAUUCUUUCAAUCAUCUGCUGGUUUACCCGAUUUUUAGACCAUUUAACUGAAUGUUAAUGAACGUUGGUUUAAGACUACUUUGAAUUUUGUAGUAACAUUCCUGUGAUAAGAUGGAUGUUAUUUUAGAGCUUCUAAGUAAAGGUGUAUUUGUUGCUAUGUGUAUAAUGUACCUCCUUGCACCUGUGUACAAAUCAUUAACCCUUUUUUCGGUUUUCUGCAAUCUAUUCUUAAAUAAAUCCACAGAUCAAGUUUAGUUAUUCCUGGAAGCUGGGGUGAUCAAUUUAUGAUGUUGCAUUGUUCCUCAUUGUUUUAAACUGACAAUGAAACAAAACAGUUUGAAAAAUUUCAGUUUUCAUCUGUGGGGUCUUUGCUAGGUAUAGGGAGUUGUAGUUUUUUAAAGUUUAUCUGCACAAGAGAAUUGUAAUUUAAAGUUAGUAGUAUUGUGAUUGCAAAAUGAGAUACUGCAAUGGUUAGUAAAUAACAUUUUUCUAAUAGACUGGUUUCAGUUUGGCAUAAGACAUAACAGUGGAAUCUGGUUAAUGUGGACACCAAAUGAACAUGUUAAAGUGUCUUUAUUAUCUGUUUGUUUGUUUUCUUGAUGCCGAGGUUAAAGCAUUCGGAUUAAAAGCAACAGAAUAAUGUGUAAUGUAAUAACUGUAACUCAGCACAAACUGAAGAAACCUUCCCUUAAUCAAACAAUUUUGCACUGAAUUUAAUGCUCGCUCGUUUUUUCAAAGGUGUCAACAUAAUUAUUUAACAUAGGUUGAGAUUUGGCAUUUCUCACUCAUUUUCAGUUUGCAGUUAUGCACUUGAAUUCAUAUGUGCAGAUCAUGACCAUUGAUGAAACAAUGUUAACUUUGUAUGACAGCAUGUAAUUUGGGUCAUCUAAAAGUUUUACUGUCCAUUGUCUGUAUUAAAGCUGUAACAAUACAUCAAAGUAUCUAUUAAUCGCGAUAUUAGUACUGCAAUAGCGAUGGAUCAGUAGUAAAAAUGAGACAUCAAUAAUAAUUGUGAUUGUGUAGUGAACUACCAAUAGUUUUGAUAGUUUCUCUACUUCUAACAUUUUAAAUUUCUUUGGAAAAUAAAGAUUCCGUUUUUACCCAUCUUAGAUUCUCAAGGUCACAGUAAAAAAGAAACAAAAAACAAUCUACCAUCCUACUGUACCUACAUCUACAGCUGUAGAAUGUUUUAGUGUCUUGAUUCUUGAACCGCUUUGGGUGUAAUGUUAGAGAAGGGUUAUAUAUAUCGCUGAGCUCGUUCAAACAAAAAAGGAAAGGCUUAAAACUAUCGCAAUACUAUUGCAAUAGUACCUCCACUAUCACAAUAUUAUCACAAUGUUGGCAUGACCUAUUGCAGUACAGUUGCAAUAGUUAAAAUUUCUGCAAUAGUCACUUGUAAUCUGUAUUAAUUUAAUGUUACUCCUUUUAAGUGGGUUAAUAAGGGAAAGUAUAUGACCUGUUUGUCUAAAUGCAGGAAAAGGUCUGUAUUAUCAGACGGGUUUCAUUGAAAGGUGGAUUAGGCUGCUUGUUGGAGUGAGGUAACCUAUUCUAUUGAUAGGGUUCAAAAGAAUCCUUCUUUAAUUAAUUUAAUUUAGAGGGAAAAGUGGCUAACUUCUGAGCAAAGUUGCUUGUGCUUUUUGGUAGGUGUAUGUGCUUUUUGAAAAUGCUGAGCAGGUGUCCAAUAUAAGCAGGUGUCCAUAAAGCCGGGUCCCACUUUAGAUGUUAGGUGUUUGUGUGUUUUGACAUUUUAAGAAGUCCCUGAAAGAUAUUGAAAACUGGCCAUCCAGAAGGCUUGUUUUCCCAUAAAAUUAUUAGAGAUUAAGUGAAUUUCCUUGUAUUUCUUCCUAAAAUGGGUGUCCUUAGGAUGACUGGAGACCCUUCUGGCUAAAACCUUCAUUACAAUUCCACAAGGAAUUUGUAUUAUUUAAUCAGUAAUGUAUUGCUGAAGAUCAGAUAAGGUGAUUGGAUAGGAUCAACAGUUUAUGGCAGUAAUAUUAACAUAUCAAUUUGGAGAAAUAACAAGAAGGCACAAAUACACUGUAGGACCAAGAAUGUAAUAAAUGAUUCAAGCGAAUAGAGAAGAUUCAGUAUAUUUAUGUACACUACGCACAAAAUAAGAAACAUGGAGGAAAGGCUAAAACUAUGCAUGUUAAUGUGCACAGAAAUUUCUUGAACUCCAAAAUUGUCCAGAUAUGAAGUAUACCAUGAAUUGUCUUUGAAUAAUCAUGGGUAGAGCUAUGUGUCAGAUCUGGUAGGGACCCUCUGUGGACCAACCUACAGUGUGUUUACAUUAUUUUGCUGUAUGUACUUGCAAGUGUUAUUUUGCGUGUAUUUCAGAUACAUAUAUUUGUUGUGGUUCAAUUUUAUUUUGUUUUGUUUCGAUUCAUUAACAUAUGGUAUUCUGCCCAAAAAUCAUUUACAGUGUACAUGUUACAGGUCAAAGUUGAUUUCAGGUUAAGUUUGAUUUAACCUAGGUUGAUUCUCAGUUCCUUUGUCUCAUAGCCCUAAUUCAUGAAUAAUUAGGGCUAUGAAACAAAGGAAAUAGAGAAUCAACUGAGGUUAAAUAAUUGCAUCCGACGUUAGGAGAACACAACACAAAAUCAGUUGGGAUUCCUGUGGUACUCAUUUUGUUGUACGACUGCAUUUUCUACACCAUCUUGAACAAUUUAUCUUGUGGGCACAAAAAUAUUAAAUACAAUUAAUUUGACAUUAUGGUCUUAGCAGUGGUUGCCUGGUGCAAUGGAUAAUGCGUUGCCCUUGCACGUCAAAGGUCUUGGGUUUGACUCCUGCUGGGUGAGACUUUUUCUUUUCUUCGUAGUCGUUUUGUUUUCUUUUGUUUCUUUUUUAAAAAAACAUAUAGGAAGCGGUUUGCAGCAUUAAUUUAUUAGGAAAUAAUGUCACAUUUGACAGUAAACCUAAAAAAGCUGGAACGCAGUUCCUAAUCUGAGAUUACUACUAGCUUUAAAGCACUAAAGCAUUAAAGCACUGUAGAGGUACACAUUGUCCAUACAUGUAAACAAUUGUGUUCUUUUGUAUCAGAACUCCCAAGUUAAGGCUCAAUCAUGCCAGCUCCUGGGAAGCUGAGAGACCUUAUACGAACAAUAAGAGCUGCAAGGACAGCAGCUGAUGAGAGAGCAGUUAUAGCUAAAGAAUGUGCCUACAUCAGAGAUUCAUUUAGAGAAGAAGAUAAUGACUUCAGAUGCCGCAAUGUUGCCAAGUUAUUGUACAUUCAUAUGCUUGGUUAUCCUGCUCACUUUGGCCAAGUACGUACAUGUUCAAUAAUUAUUUUUUUGUGUAAUAAAUAAAUUUUUGUCUAGAAAGAGGUAAUGUGAAGAGGGAAAUUGUCAGUGAUAUCUUUUAUUCCAAUCAUUAAUCAUACAGGCUUGCUUUUAGGAAUUGCAAGUGAAUCUGAUUAUGAUACAGCUUUCAUUAACAGUGCACAUGUAUGCUGGUAUUUAGUAAUGGGCUGUGAAGAAUAAAAGAAUAUGGUCUAGGUGUGGGCAAAUAAUUUCAUGCUUCUUGAGUACAUACAUGUAGGCUACCCCUGUAAAGAGAUUCUCAAGUUUAACAAGCAUACCACCUUUUGGGGGUUUUGUACAUGAAGUUUUUCAACCGUGUUAACCUAGGAGGAAUGUGAUUUAACCCAUGAAUGGAUGUUACCUAAAACAGUUACACUGUAGGCAUUGUUUUGUAUCUUGCCCUGCUUUUCAUUGUUACAUAUUCCAUUUUAAUCAAGAUAUAAGCUAUUUUGUGGGGGAGACUGGUUAGGAAACCUGGCAAACAUCAAAGUGUAAAACAAUGGUGCUGUAGUUUAUAUUGGAAGCUCUGUGACCAUGCACUAUCCUUUGUUUUCUGUUCUCAAAUUAUGACUGAAUAAAUUAAUGCAACGUUUCUAUGGUCCAAUAACUUCAAAAUGAUAGGAAUGCUAUUGAACAUUGUGCAUGGUCAGGUCCAAAAAAGCUAACAAAAGCCUAUAACAAAGGUUUCCCAACCAUUCCACUUUAAUUGACUAUGUUACAAGCCUAUGCAAGUUGAUACCUCUCCUUUUACUAGAUCUGGACCUAAAACUUUCAAAAUUCAUGGUAUGACUGGUUUUUGUGACUUUGUUGAAGAAUUUUUGUGGCCGAAAAGUUAUACCUGAAGUGAAUACAGUGUAUUAUGAGGGAAAGAAAAGGGGCUAUGAGUGAUUUUGGUUAUGAAAGGUAACUGAUAAUCAAAAUUGGUUUAAACCAUUAAUGAAUUUCAUUUUGGACUACAACACAGAUACUCAGUGUUGGUGUUAGCUUUAAUAAAUCAAAUGUUUUUUUUAUUUUGCAGCUUGAGUGUCUAAAACUAAUUGCCUCGCCCAAGUUUACGGACAAAAGAAUAGGUUAUCUUGGAGCUAUGCUUCUUCUAGAUGAACGGCAAGAUGUUCACCUUUUGGUCACAAAUUCUCUCAAAAAGUGAGUCCAGUUGUUCACUCUAUAGCCUGAGAAAACAGCCAACAUUUCUCGAUGCCUCCACUGGUUUCUCCGUGAGAUGAAAUCUGAGGAAUGAGUGCAGAAACUCCAAGCUGAUGACAUGUCACUACCCAGAUUUGGGUUGUUCAUCUGAUUUAUCAUGCCGCAAAGGAAAUUUUUGUCAACCUGUUGGAAUCACUGUCCAGAUCUGGGUUGUGAGAUAUCAUCAAUGUGGAAUUUCUGCCCUAAUUCCUCAGGCAUCAUUUUUCUGGGAAACCAUUAAUGGUGUGGCAAAAUUUCGGAUGGUUUCUCAGACUAUUUACGGUUAGUUUUAUUUGUAUUUUAAAAUGCAGAGGCUUUGAUGGACACAUCAGCAUCUGAAAUACUCAAAACUACCCACUUAGAACUAUGAUCUAAGGUUUUCCUGUCACCACUAUAAUACAUGUAUCAUUGUAUGUCUUAUAAUGAUAUUGAGAGCUGACUUGAGUAGCCAACAUGUUUAGGAAAUGCAUUCUUCUAAAGCAAGCAUACAAAGGUGUACAUUAUACUACUAUUGCAUUUACAGUGUGUAGCCAACUAAUAUUGAUGCUUCUCCUUUUAGUGACUUGAAUCAUUCAAACCAGUUUGUUAUUGGUCUGGCACUAUGCUCCUUAGGAAAGUAAGGACAAAUUUUUUUUAUCUUGUUGUUAUAAAGUAUAAUGCAUGCAUUUCCAGAGAAGUCUUGUUACACUUCAAGUCUUGAGUAUAGUAAAAACUAAAAUUAAUGAUUUGUAUUUCUGUUGUACUUCUUUUUUUGGCAGCAUAUGUUCUCAGGAAAUGAGUCGUGAUUUAGCUGGUGAAGUGGAGAAACUGCUGAAGUCGUCAAAUUCUUAUCUAAGAAAAAAGGUGAUAUCUUUUAUAUUGAGCCAAAUUACAAGUAUUUUCUGUUUGCAUUAAAUGAAACAAAGCCCCUCAAUUUUCCCACCUUAAGGUUAAAAAUAAUGUUUUGGUACAAGUCCUCCUCAGGGAGACCGAUGACAAAUUGUGCUACAGUGUACAUUGUAAUUAUAUAAUUGUCUACAUUUACAUGUAGUUACAGUGAUUUGUGUUUGCUGCUAAUAAUAGUCAUGCAAACCUGGGAAAAUUGAUUGUUUGUGAAGUUUUAAUGGCCGUUUGUUAAUUUUACAUUUUGCUAUUACUUUUCAGGCUGCACUUUGUGCGGUAAGAAUUGUUCGAAAAGUACCUGAACUUAUGGAAGUGUUUAUCCCGACAACAAGAUCUCUUCUCAAUGAGCGAAACCAUGGUUAGUCUGAGUUGAUUGGUUUCUUUUUGCUAAACAAAAUUAGAUGACGUUUUUUAUUUGCAUUGUGAUGAUACCAUAAUAUGGUAAACUUGUACACUUUGCAGAUGUUACAUGUAUUUUUAUUUCUUUUGUUAGGUGUGUUAGUUUGUGGCGUUUCAUUGGUUACUGAGAUGUGUCGUGUCAAUCCAGAAACACUGACACACUUUCGAAGGGUAUGUUUGGAGUUAUUUUCCUCUCCCCAUUUUCAGCACACCUACACACACAUGCAUGUAACAUGGUGUGUUCAUCUUUAAUGGUUUUUUUUCCUACAUGUGUAUUUCACAUGAUAAUUAUAUUGUUGAGAUUCUUUUUGGCAAAUUUCAACGUUUUGAAACAUUUCUUCCAUGCAACCAGGAUUGACAAGUCGUGAUUAUGUGCUAGAAUUAUUUCAACAUGUUGCUUAAUUCACUGUUCUGUUAGUUUGUGGAGUGGAGUGGAGACCUGAUUUGACAGUUGACUGUUAAAGCUGUAUUAUGGGAAUUGAUAAACUUGUGGCCCUUGUUUGAUUGUUAAUUUUAAUCUGAACUAAAUCGUUUUAGAGUAACCAGUUAAAGAUGAUAAAAACAAAAUUUGUACAUUUUUCUUUCCCUGUAACACAGCAACCCAGUUUCUGACAGUAUGUUGACCAGCAAGAAAAGAAACAAUGAUGAUGAUAAAAAAAAGGGAACUAGCAUGAGGCAUCACAACUGUACUUUAGCCGUUGAUAUUUAUUGUCUUUCAUUUGAAUGGUUUUUUGCAUCACAGCAUGUACCAAUAUUAGUAAAAACACUGAAGAACCUUGUGAUGUCAGGCUAUUCUCCUGAACAUGACGUAUCAGGGAUCAGUGAUCCAUUCAUCCAGGUAAAUGAAAAAAAAGAAGGUUAUUCUAACAGUACAUGUGUGUUGUAUAAAAUUGGUCUUCCGGAACCAAAGUUGUUCACCCAAAUUUUAUGUGGGUUAGAUUACAAGAGAAUGCUGUUUCUAUUCUCAUGAUGUUUUUGUUCUUUGGCAAUUGGAUGUAAGUGUUGUGGUUAAUUUUUUAUCUCAGGUAAUGUUUGUUUUUCUUUUGUUUUUGGGUAUGGUAGUGUAUGCUAAUGAAGUUGAAACGAAAGAAAAGGAAAAAUUACCUGAGAUAAAAAUUAACUAUGUAACAUAAACACUGGAGAUGAACAUACUUGUACUCUCAGUCAAUGGUGUUGGUCUCAAUCUACAGUUGUAAGGCUUCAGCUCUUUUAUAUUUUUUAGUUUUUUCCUGUUAUUGUUGUUAAUUUUUAUUGGUGUUCCAUUUUCCAAAAAAUAUUCCGCUUAAAAAAAAAUUGGUACAAUAAUAUUGUAUCUGUCUUCCUUAGAAACCAGUAUUUUCCAUUCCAUCUAAAAUCAUAGGAUAAUUCACAUUUACAUGUACAUUUCAUACCAUUUUUAAUUAAGUUGUAAUUCAUUUUUUAAAUUCUUUUAGGUUAAAAUACUGAGACUUCUAAGAAUGCUUGGUAAAGAUGAAGAGUCAGUCAGUGACCAGAUGAACGAUGUUCUUGCUCAGGUGAGUGAUUAAUGUUUAAUUUCCCCUUACUUUCUGCAACAAUGUCCCUUUGAAAAGAUUUCAUCACCAGCAGUAACCAUCAUUCUGGUACAAAGAAUGAUUCUGUUCAGUCACUUCCAGCCGCAGCCAUCAGAAGUUCCUGUAGUAGCCAUGGAACAUUCCAAGUGGAAGCAAUUAUUCUCUUAUUUUAUGCCAUGAUUUAGAGAAUACAGCCAAUAAGAAAGCUAGAAACCCUUUGCAUUUUCUGUGCUAUGUAAGUAUGUAGUGUGUCACGGAAAAUCAAGGUGAUGCUCCUGGCCUUCACACUUCCCACCAAAACCAAUGCAGAUACUGACAGCUAAAACUUUUCAUCAAAAAUUGCCAAAAGUAACUUUAAACAGCACUGUAAAACCCAGCACAAGGCACUUGUGGGAUAUUUCACUGUAUACCACUUGAAAGCAUUGCAAAACUAACUAGUACAUGUAUGUUUAUGCAAUAAUAAAUAGUAAAAAUGGUAAAAUUAUUAUUUUGUGUUGUUUUUUUUGGGUCAGGUUGCAACAAACACAGAAACAAGCAAAAAUGUAGGCAAUGCCAUCUUGUAUGAGACAGUUCUCACCAUAAUGGACACCAAAUCUGAGAGUGGCCUCAGAGUAUGUACAUUUUUUGUUUUCAGCAGUUUACUUCAUACAUCAUACGUUGUGUCUGUUUUAUGAUCUGUACAUGUAUCGUCAAACGGAUCCUAGUAUUAAGCAGUCACCGUUAUGGACUAGCUAAGUUAUAACUUUACAACAGUGUGAUCUUUAAAACAGGUUUUGAAAAUUUGCUUCUAUUUAAAAUUUCAAGCAACAAAUGGAUAGAUAGAGAGAAAAUUGAUUAACCUCAAAGGGAUUUCUGUCCUUGUGUUAAAAGAAAAGAAAUAUUCAGCCAUUGCUGGCCCAAACACAGACAUACAUUUACACGAUGUAGUACAACAAUGCCUUGAUACAUGUUUAUCCUCGAUACAUGUACCUCUAAACGGAGGUAGAGGUGAAGGCAAAAAGAAAUAGCUCAGUGGGAUGUAGGAAAUGGUGACUGUCACCACUUCCAUGUAAUAAAGGUCAUUUUUAAGGGGUGACUGCUUGAUCCAGGUUUGACUAUGGGUGAGUGAAACUUACAAGUGUCAAUGUCUUGUUUCUGUUUUAGGUUUUAGCAAUCAACAUUUUAGGACGCUUUCUUUUAAACAAUGACAAAAAUAUAAGGUGAGGGAUGCAUACAUUUGUAGAAAGUCAUUGUCAUUAUUUCCAGUUUCAUCUUAACUAGCAGUUGAUACUUCAGUGGACAGUGAUUGUGGUGAAGCCACUGAGAAGGAAAUAAAGGAAAUAAAGCCCAAAGUAGUCAAUUGGUUAUAAAUGAGUGUGGAUUUAUCAGUAGAUUAAUUGAUAAAAAAUGAUAAAUCUGAUUCUGACUUGGUGGCGUCCUGUUGGCUUUUGCCCCUGAGCAUUAUAGAGUCUCUCCUUUUGUGAGGACAGGCCACAGUGUUCCCUUUAUAAAGUGAAUUUUCUCUGCGUCUGGUUUUCUGUAACAACAGGGUUUUACGGGAGAGGGUUAUCAGCCCUCAGCCCAACCCCCAACCUAAAGGACCACACUUAGUCUGGUCUCUAUCCUUCAAACCUGUUCGGCAUGGGUGGCCCUACCUGGAGUCAAAGACCCCAGCUGACACACACACUGUAGCUCUGUGGGUCAUUGAGACUUGCAAACCACUCCACCACAGUGAGGUGGUGAUCCCUUUGGAGUGGACAUUUGGGAGCAAUCAAUAGACAAAAAUCGGUAUAGAUAAAAAUCAUCAGCAAUCAAGUGAUUUUUAUUGAUUGAUAAUGGAAAUCAGUGAAAAACUGUCUAGGAAGUCUUUUAACCUGAAUUUCAGACAUCCUAUCGACUUGAAGGGGAACCUCUAGGAAACCGUUAUCUAAAGUUGUAUCUCUUGUGAUUUUUGCCUGCAGUAACUGACUGUAAUUUAAACUGAACCGUUUUUGUUAUUACAGUCAACUCUCUUUAAGACGGACACCUUUGGGACCGGCACUAAGUGUCUGUCUUAGAGAGAUGUCCGUCUUAUAGAGAGUCAAAUAAAGGGAGUAAAGAAAGGCAGGGACCAACUCUAAGUGUCCGUUUUACAGAGGUGUCCGUCUUAUAGAGGUGUCCAUUAAGAGAGAGUUGAGUGUAGUACAAAAUAAAGGGUUUCAGAGAGAAACUUGUGUGUGUAAUAGUCCUUAGACUUCUGUUACAAAAAUUGUUAAAAUCAUAAAAAAUCAAUUAUAUCGAUUUGACACAGCAAUUGAAUUUAUUGAUUUUCACCAAUUGUCAUUAUCAAUUGGUAAAAAUCACUUGAUUGCUACCGAUUUCUAUCAAUUGACUACUUUGGGAAAAAGGAAAUUGUUGACUUUGUUCUUAAUAAUUAAUAAUUUGGGGUAGGAGGCAGUGAAAGUUGAGAAUCGAACUGGGGUAAAAGGAAAAUUUAACCUGAAUUUUAUUUUGAAUUUAAACACUCAUUUUUUUAAAUAAAUUUUUCUUCAGAUAUGUUGCAUUAAACACACUUUUAAAGACUGUUCAUGCUGAUUACAAUGCAGUUCAGAGACAUCGGACAACCAUUUUAGAUUGCCUAAAGGACCCAGAUAUUUCUAUAAGAAGGUGAUGUGUCAAAUAUGUGAUAUUCAUGUAGUAUUACAAUUUUGAUACUAAAAUAUUAAUAUUCCACAAAGAGGGAACUGUGCAGGGUAAAUAAAAAAUACACUUUAAGCAUGAAACACAGCUUGUACGACUGUCAGUGAAGAAGGGUUAUACACCCAAAACCUUUGUUUCUAUGAUAAAUUGUGCCAUUUUUUGACAUUGUGUUUCGAUAGUAACAUUCUGUGAUGCAAGUGUUGCACAUCUCAUAUGAAUUUUCCCUUCACCAUUAAUUUUUGUAGACAUGUCGCCUUUUUAACAUACUGUAGAGCUACAAGUAUGCAAAGUGAUCAGUUGUUUUACGUCUUGAAAAGAAACGGGCCAAAUCUCAAGCUCUUGUUAUGUUUUUCAUCUUCAUUCCAUCUGAAAGAGAUGUUAAAAAUUAUUAACUGUAUGAUAAUGUUGGUUGUGUAUUUUCAGGAGGGCUAUGGAGUUGUCUUUUGCUCUUAUAAACUCCAGUAAUGUUCGUGGCAUGAUGAAGGAACUGCUGGCUUUCCUUGUCAAAGCUGAUGUCGAGUUCAAGGCCUACGUCACAUCAGAAAUCUUUUUAGCUGCAGAAAAGUAUGUUUCAUUCUCUUUGUUGCACGCUUACCUAUAAUUCCCUUUGUACUACUUAUCCAAAGCUAUAUAAUUGUUUGGUUAUUAAGCAAGCUGAAUUUUUUCUUAUGGGCCUAUUAUGUACUAUGUUUUAAGGUUUGCAUGUUAGAAGAAAUUAAUAACCAGUUACUGUAUUCUUGAAGGUUUGACACAUAGUAAAAAUUUAAUUGUUUGUACUAUUGGUCUUUGUCAGGCGAUGAUGCUGAUUUAUUGUGCAGGACUAAUAAAAUUUAUUGUAACACCGGGUAUUUUUGCUGUAUUUUGAGAGUCUCCAUGAACAUGAGAAUGUCAUUACUAAAACAAGUGUUGUACUGUUUGUAGGCAUGCUCCAAACAAGAGGUGGCAUAUUGACACUAUGAUGAAAGUACUCACAUCUGUAAGUGGUGCCAGAAUGUAUUGCUCCUCAUAAAAAUAAUAAGGAGCUUAAGGUGGAUCGACUGGAUUUUUUGGGGUUGAUACCUUCCAGGUUUGAGCAUUAACUACGUCGGCAUGAAUAGAGAUAUGGAAAAAAAGUUACCACAACUGUAUUAUAUAAAGAUGAAAAUUUCUUAUGAUCUGGGAUUUAUUGCAAUCGGAGUCGCCAUGGCAACGUAAUGAUGCCAUUACGUUUUUCAUUUAUUGUUGGGUUUCUCUGUACCAGGAGUUUUUUGAAGAAAUCGCUUAAGGGAGUAUGUACCUGCCAUAAUUGAAGAGCGUUUUCGAAUUAUUUUGAAAUGCAGUUUUAAGAAUCAUCAAAGCAGUGAAAUAGCAUGCUAGCCGCACAAUUCGCUAAUAUUUUAAGAAAAUGAUAAGCUUUGGAAUCGCGGCUUCAUCUCAUAGUGGUUUGAUUCCAUUGAAAACUGCAUACAAAAAAAAAGGGGAAUUUCUCUGGGCGAUCGCGAGUAAGAAGAAUUUUAUUAACUUGCAUUCAGCUGCUUUUGAUACAGUUUUUGGACGUAAUUUGGUCCAUGCCUAAAAAUUCCGCAUUUUUCCAAAAACCGCUCGAUACGUUUUUUUAUAAAUCCCACAAUUCCGAGAUCAAUCGUCAGGAAAUAUUCCCUGCAAGUUUCAAGAACAUUGAAAACAGGGAAGGCUUUUAAAUAGGGCCUCAAACAUAACUAAUUUCCGCCCCACAUUUUGUGUUUACAAGUGAGCGUCCUAAUUAUUCACUGGCAUUGUUUUCAAGUUUCAUAUGCACGUGCACAACUAGCAAAAGAUAUAAAUUUGCAUAAAAAAGAACUCUCGAUUACUUUCCGAAGAAAUAGCCGGAAUAUGCUAAUAACUGGCUUGUCGUCACAGAUAGCAGUGAGAGCCGAAACGGUGAACGUCACGGCUCAUCGUGUAGGAUGCAAUACUUAAUUAUCUUACUCGGGUUAUAACAUCACAGAAACUCUCACAAAGAGUUGGCCUGAUCUUAUAAUGUAUCACUAAUCUCUUUACCCGGUAAUUAGCAUAUCCCAGAGAUUUAACCGAGGGUCCUUUUUGAUGCAAAUUCUAUCUUUUUGCUAAAUGUAAAAAUACAUCUGGUUAGAAGCCCAUCCCCGGAUUUAUAAGCCUCCUUGUAGCUUGUAUUGAAAUGAAUUCAUUUUUUUUUACGACGUUUGAAAGUGUAAAAAAGUGAGUGACGUUGAAAAGUGUCUUGAUCAGCUUUGCUACAAUGUAUGUAGCUUGUUUCAAACCAUUUUUUAGUCCAGUUAUAAGUUUUCCUGGAUAUAAGCCCCUUCUUUAUAAGCCGUUCUAAAACUCGUUACAAAGUUAUAUAAGCCCAAGGCUUAUGAAUGGAAGUUACGGUUUGCUUUUUAUAGGAUAACAUCCAUUUUACAAUAACUGAGAGAUUUUUCGCACCCUGAUUGGUUUAGAACUAUUGUCGAUAAGAAUACAGGCUAUGGAAAAGGACUUGAUGGUGGUGUACUUUUUUUUGCUCUAAAUAAGUAUUUGUAUUUGUAUUUGUAUUUAUUUAUUUGCCACACUAUUAUAAUAAUUACAAAGAAAUGCCAAAAAAAAUGUAGGAAGAAAUUGGCAAGGAGGCCUAAAGGAGACUAUAGAGCUUAUGUUAAUUAGGCCUCUUCAAUUACAAUUUUUCGAAGAUGGCAUAAAAAUUACGGCGACGGAUACAAAAUAAUAUCAGGUGGAAAAUUAAACUAAUCAAUAUUACGGAAGUUUACAAAUAAUGUUAAAUAUUAAAAGGCUUUUUCGCAAGAUUUCUGUUGGAGUAAUUUUGUUCUCACUCCGCCCAAUGAUUUAUCUUUCAACACACUGUUUUCUUCAUCUGAGAAAAGAAUGAUUAAUAAACAUUCUGCAAUAUGAGGGCAAAAGAAUUUUGAAUAUUGUUGUAGUGUUUUGGAUACCAAUGCGACAAUUUUUGAUGGUUAUUGUAUGUUGUAUUGUUAUACUUUAGGCAGGAAGUUUUGUACGUGAUGAUGCAGUUCCCAGCCUUGUUUACUUGGUGUCGACGUCAAGUGAACUGCAAGGUUAUGCAGUGCAGAGUUUGUACAAAGCCAUGCAAAAUGACAUCAGCCAGGUAUUCCUCUGUCCUACUCAAAAUUAUUUCAAUAAUGUCAAUGAAAAAUAGUACAAAAUUAAGAAGUUUUUGCAUCUUUAAAAACAAUUCCUUUUUGUGAGUUAGGGAUAAGCAGCUCUUGAAGUGUAAUAGUGACUACGUAAUGUUUCGUCUUUCUUUUUACCUUAUUUUUCAUAUACGUUUGUAUACUUUUAAUUUUUUAGAUACUAAAGUAUGUUUUACCUACACUGUAUGCGGCACCUUUUCACAAAAGUCAAUCCAUCACUAUCUUUUCUUUGAGACUUCCAGUACUGUUGUGGUCUUUUGGGAUUGCUCAAAAAUAUAUACAUGUAUUAACUGACACGAAAUGUGGUAGCAACCAAAAAUUAAUGUAAAGCCGCGUUUUGGUAGUACAUAUAGUUGUGUGUUACAGCUUUUAAUGUAGAAUGUAAUAUCUUGCCUAACCUUAAAAUGUACAGCUGGUAAAUCUUGACUAACAAAAUACAUAAUUUUGACACAACAUUUUGACAAUUUGUGGCACAACAGACACCUCUUAAUAAUGACGACUUAUAUUCUCUGUUCCCAGUUAUCUUAGGAUAAGAACCAAUCAGACUUUUAACAACACAGUCUUGGUGUCUGAAUUAUGCAGUUUUGACUUAAAUACUUUUGUAUUUGGAAUCGGCCUUUAAUCAAAGAUAUAACAUGCUAGCCUGCUAGCAAGCUCUUUUUCUUUUUUCUCUCCCACCCUAGAGCUCCCCGGAGUGCUUUGGUUUAUUGAGACUGAUUAUGUAGUGUGUUACUACUGCAUGCCUUGUUGUGUUUUAGCAACCUUUAGUGCAAGUGGGAUCUUGGUGCUGUGGUGAAUAUGGUGAUCAGCUCUUUGUUGAUAUUGAAGAAGAUGAAUCUCUCAAUGUAAGUUCUGACACAAACAUCUGUUUUGUUUUUUUUGAAAGAAAUGUUGCGUCACGUCAUUAUUGAAUUAAAAAAAUUGAUCGCUUACCUAAUCUCAUUAAAAGGCAGUUGGUAAGCACGAGAAUUUUCUGGUAUAAAACAGUACACAAUAGUAUGAUUUAUUAAGGAGGCUUGCCAGAAACAAUUAUUGUUUGUUCCACAUUAAGCUGUAUUUGUUUAAUCAGGCUUUUGCUCAGGCAGUCCUUGUUUAACAAUAAUAUUACCAAAAUUAGGGGAAAGUAGGAGUUUCGACAGAACAUGCAAAUAAAGCGUUGUGGUUUGAACAACAGAAUGACAGACCAUUAACAAGUGCCCUCUUCUCUCAGUGUGAAUUUAACUUAGACCCUGUUUACAUGGAGUGGGGGACCCCGGACUAGUGGGGUAAGUUUCUUUUGUUUUGUGUCUCCCAGAGCGUGAAAACAAAAGAAACCAACCCCACUAGACCGGGGUCCCCCACUCCAUGUAAACAGGCCCUUACUACCACCUUGCUUUGUAGAUUACAGAGAGUGAUGUCUUGGAUGUUCUAGAGAGCAUUCUCUACAGUUCACAUUCUACUGCCACAACAAAAGAUUAUGCAUUAACAGCUGUUAUGAAGCUCAGUACACGCUUCUCUUCCACUCAGGAGUAAGUACAAUAUUACUUGAAGUAACCAAAGGUUACGGGGUGGGUGAGAGCAUCAGCGAUCUAAGGUCAAAACUCUCUUGCUCCAACGCUCUGCUUUGCUUAAGUUACACGUGAGAGAAGGUCAAAACGCGCGUGAUCAGAGUACGAGUGACAGAAGGUCCAAAUGCGCAUUAUUAGAUUGCGUUCUAUGCGUUCCAUUUAUUCUUAGUGGAAGUCCAAACAAUUAAACACUUUCACGUCGUAGUCGUGCAACGACGGCUAAGAAAUGUACAAAAAAGCGUGAUGCACGUGCAAAGUGGUUGUUUUGCCAAUCCAAACCUAAUGCUUUUUUGCCGUUCUCGUUGUUGUGGUCGUCAUUGCUUAUGCUCCCUACUGUUUGCUUACACGUCCCCCAGACUAGAAAACCAUUAAUCUACUUAAAACUAGUAAUAAUUGGAAAUUAGGGGAGUACGUUCGGCAGGCAGGGAGGGGUGAUAAGGCAAGGAGGAGGGAGAGUGAGAGAUGGAGGUUAAGGAGGGGGGUGCAAGGUAAAGUAUGAUGUUAUGUUGUCAUAUUCUCUUAAUAUUUGACGUCCGUUUUUGAUUAGACUGCGAGCAGUCUCUCUUUUUCUUCAGAUUUAGUAACGCGCGAGCGUUGAGUGGCGAAGCCGCGAGACGCGAGAAGAAAAAAGAAAUCUCUUUUGUCAUGCCUCUACCGGCUCGCGCCUUCAGUCGCGUGCGUGGUCAUUUGCGUGUCUCGGGCGUUUCGCUCGACGGACCAACAAAAAAAAGAGAGGCUGCUCGUUGUCUAGUUUUUGAUCUACAAACUACAAUAAAAACCCAAUGCGAAAAAGAACGACAGUGCUCAUAAAAUGAAAGUAGAAAUAACCAGCCAGUCAGUCCAAGAUGGCGGCUAAACCGUGAAAUCAUAUGGCAUCCAGAAAAAUACCCGCAGGACAGUGCAUUGCGCCGAGAAAAAGGACUCGAAUAUUGAGCGUUCUCCUUCGUCGAACGUAAUAAACAUCUGUGAACGAAUUUGGAGGUCCACUGUCUACCUUAAACUUCGUUCUAAGUUAGACUUCCUAUAUUUUAGUAGCUAACCUUUGUUAACUGACCACUUGCCUCUUGUCUGAGGUUGGAAGCUUAUUAGAGGUCUGAUUGGAACUUAAUACCUAACUACUUGGUGUACUACAGUGUACAUGUGAUCCUGCCAGUAGCUGUCUAUGUACAUCAUGUAUUACUGCACCCUCUUACACCAAACUGGACUUUCCAUGAUAAGUUCUGUCAGCAGCUUAUUACUAGGGCAUCCUAUUUGCAGCUUAAUAACGUAACACUUUAGAUAUAGUGAAAGAAGUUGUUUUCUUUCAUCAUUUUCAGACGGAUUAGGAAUAUUAUUAAUCAAUUUGAAGUCAACAUGGAUGCAGAAUUACAGCAAAGAGGAGUUGAAUUUGGAGCUCUCUUUAAGAAGCAUGACAGUAUGAGGUAUAUGGCCUUUUUAUGUUUGAGCAAAUUGUAAUGUAUGUCAGUGAAACAAAGUACGGAAUUUGGUUAGUAGCUUUCAGUGCAGUUCUUUUUUUCUUACCCUUGUAAAAUUUCCAGUCGUAAUCUUGCCACAUGACCAUUUAAAUUAUCUGAUUUGGUGCUGUAAAAGGUGGUGUAGAUCUUCAUCCUGAUCGGUAAAUAUCUUACAGUUCAAGCUCUGCUAACAGUCUCUGGUACCCAGUAAAAGAAGUGCUAGGGCAGAAGCUGUUAUCAAUAGAAGCACAAUCUACACUUAGAUGGCUAAAGCAGACACUGAAGAAUUUAAACUAUCUAAACUGUUAUCAGGAGACCAUGUUACACCUAUUCCACUUCACAGUGGACACUAAAAUGAAUGUUGUCACAGGUGUUACCCUCGUGCAGUGUAGUACAGUCGACGCUCUCGUAAGCGACCACCUGGGAAAACGUGGUCGUAAUAGAACUGGUCGCUUACGAGAGGAGCUUUGGUAAGCGACCGCAUAGGAAAAAAAAAAUAGAGGGAGGUCUCUUAGGAGAACCUCAGAAACUCGUUAAUAAUUCACCCCCCAAAAGAAAAGAAAAUUAAUAAUAAGCCCAAAUCUAAAUAUCAGUGCAAGAAUACGUUGAUCUACAUCAGAAGAUUUUGAAGCCGUACAAACUUACAGUUCCUGUUUUAUCGGGAGAGAGCUUAAAAACAAAGGAAAAGUCCAGUUGGGUAAUCCCAAAAGUGGUCGUGGUCCCUUAAGUGAUUAGCCUGUUCCAGGCUCCGAGAAAGUCGGGUCCACUCGCGUACCUUUCAGUUUCGCGUCUUCCCCACUAUCUGAGAGCCUGAAACAGGCUCUUAAGGGAGCGGUCGAUUACUAAAAGUUUUUAUUACUAAGUGUAAGUCAUAGUUCAAACGGGGUUUCACAAAGGUGGUCGCAACUAGAGCUGGUCGCUUACGAGAGUGGUCACAAGGAGAGCUUCGACUGUUGUUUAACGUGUCUUUGCUCAUGGUGACUAAGGAUGAUGGUAACUAAGAGCGCUUACAUAGGCAGGAAGUAGAAGAGAAAUCCACUAUUAAUUUGUUAGGAUUGUCCAGCCUUAUCAGUCUAUUCUCACAUAAGACGCAAAGCGUGUGGAGGAAUUAAGCAAACAUACUCGAAAAAAAGCUUUUUGAUCAUCAAAAUGAUCGGUUUGGCUUGCAAGUUUUUUUUUGCUGAGCGCCUAAGGAAUUUUUUCCUCCCUGUUCAUUUUUGCUUUACACCCAGAUCCUGUACUUGCACAGCUAGAUUGAAGGCUGAUGUUAAAAAGUAACAUGUUAGUUGAUUGAUCUACAGGCCUGCUCUGUUGGAGAGGAUGCCAGUGUUUGAAUCGAAGACCACUGAGCCAAUUACCAAUGGAGAAGUGCCUUCACAACCCGAGACUGAAACAGUAAAACAAGAAGGUACGUGGUAAAAAAAAACGUAAGUUCUACAUCAGUUUCGAAGUAUCAAAAUUUAUACUUGGGUCCGAAGACAAAACCUAUUGCAGUUACUUUAUUAUAGGAAAUUAACACUUCAUAAAAUUAAAAUUCGCGUUGGUUUAAGUAGCGUUAAUUUCUGCGCUGUUAAUUAAGUGGAGCGUUGAUAGAGUUCUAAAGUGUGACGUCGUGAAAAUUAAAUUCAUGAAAUUAUGGGAUUUGUCGGGAUAUUCUGAAAGAACAACAUAUUGGCCCGAAAUGCUAAUUUUUUCAAGUAGGCCUCUUGGACGAUGUUCUUUCAGAAUAUCCUGACAAAUCCCAUAAUUUCACAAAUUUAGUUUUUAUGACGUCAUCACUUUAGAACUCUAUUGCCGCUACCUUAAUUGUCAUUAUUUUGGCUCCAAAUUCUCGAUACACUUCUGUCAUUCUUGACACCUAAGAAAGAGGAGUAUUUUAUCAGGGUGGAGAUUAUUCUGCAAAGACUAUGAUGUAAUUAAGUUGACAGCGAUGAUAUACCUAUGCGAUGAGAUAUUAUCUAUCACCAUACGAACAUUGAUAGUUAAAGAUACAGUCAACUGUCUCUAAGACGGACACCUUUGGGACCGGCACUAAGUGUCCGUCUUAGAGAGGUGUCCGUCUUAUAAAGAGUCAAAUAAAGGAAAUAAGCAAAGGCAGGGACCAACUCUAAGUGUCCGUUUUACAGAGGUGUCCGUUAAGAGAGAGUUGACUGUAUUGCGACAUUGUGAAACAGUAAAAUACAUGAACUUGCAGUUAAUGUUUGUUGCCAGCUUGGGGGAAUUGUUACAUACUAUAUUGUUGGAAUUAUGGUCAGUGUGUUGGAUUACACAGCAUAUUGUGGCAAAGUGUAUCAUUGCAGCCCUACUCCUUUUGCUACGUUAUGAUUGCCGAUAUUGUCGUUAUAGAGUGUUGUAAAAGAGAUUAAAUUUUAUUCACCAUAACUUGGUACUCUUUUGUGGAUUUCGGCUUAUUAUUUCUUUAUUUGCUUUGCAGCUGUAAUUGAAUCAAAACCUGCAAAACAAGCGGUAAGACUUCUGGUGUUAAUAACUGUUACUUAAGUUUGUUGUUGUUCGUUAUUUGUGGCAUAAGAUAUGCAUUAUUGACCUAGUGUCAGGUCGACGUGGCUGGAUAUUUGUCGUAAAAAAGGAGCGAGACAAAUGUUCAGCAAAACUCGGGCAAUAAAGGAUCUACUAUGUGGCCUGAAACAAUAUCGUCUCUCGCGAGACAAAACAAGCGAGAUGAGUCCAUCUUGCCCACUCGGGUACAGGUAGCCAAUCAGAACACUAGAUUUGCUCCAUCUUGCUUGCUCGGGUAGCCAAUCAGAACACUAGAUUCGCUUCAUCUUGCCCGCUCGGGUAGCCAAUCAGAACACGGUUUCCAAAAGAUGCGGCCGAUUUACCUUAUAUCGCAGACGUCUUCCAAGUUUGAAGAAUGAGCCGGGGGGGUUGAGCCAAUCAGAAACAAGGAGUUAUUUUGAAUGAAUAAUAAUCAACAAUAUUAACUUCGUCUGCGGUGAAUAAUUGUUAAAUAUGAUUUCCUUUGUUUUCCUAUCAAAUCAUAGUCUGACACGCUGUUGGAUCUACUUGGUGGAGGCCCCGCACCUGAACCUACACCCGCCCCAGUCCAACCACCGGCCCCUGCAGCCUCAUCAGGCGGGGAACUUUUAGAUUUACUAGGAGGUCUGGAUCUCGGCUCAACAAAUGCAGGUAUGUCCCUUUUAUAGUAAAAUUAUUUGGUGGCCCUUUUAUAGUAAAAGUGGUUGUUGGCUGUAGUGGUUCAGAUUGGUAAAGAUUGUUUUAGCUUGUUUUGCUUCGAAGCAUUUGCUCCCUAUUUACCGUAAAUCCUCUAUUAACCCCCCUCUCAAGUAAGUGCGCCCUCUCUAAUAAGCCACACCCCUUUUAGGGAAAGAAAUUUUUUAAGCUCCGUUUUCCCUAUUCUUUAAAAUAAUGAUAGACUAUGUUAAUUAAUACGACUGUAACACGUCAUGUGGAUUGAUUCACGUGCUGGUACAUGUAGUUCGGAUUUGUUUUUGAUCUUCGGCCUCCUGACCUGACCUCCAACUUCAUGUAACCAGGAAUUGGAGUUCUAGUUUUAAUGGCGAAUUGAUACCAUCAUCUUUGCUAAAUUAAAUAAGCCUCCCUCAGAUGUGCUUGAAAUAAAUGAGGCCCGCGGGGGUUGUUUAAUAGAGAUUUACGUUAAACGGGAUUUUAGACCGAAAUGUCAGCAAAUUCACCAGGCCACUUAUAAAAUACCCUUAUAUUCGUUGUGUAGGCUUAUCCUCGCGGGGUGUAAUUAUUCAAGUCUCUUUUGUUAGAACAAAAACAAAUGGCAAGUGUGCCUCUGAAUUUAUCAAGCUUCAGCUCUUGAUAGUAUAAACAGGUGGCCAGUGUUUCUAAAUGCACGCGACACAAAUCGUUGUUGGUUCGUAGCUGUUGCGGUGUGGGUAUAGUUGAAUCUUUUGUUUCCUGUCGUGAAAUUAUCAAGCCAUCCGUAUAAACCGAGGAACUACACUUUGAUAGUGUCGUUAACUGUUCAGUUCUUGUGCAAAGUACCCGCCGUUCGUUCCGAGAACGAAUGACAUUGCAUUAAGGCGUACAUGAUGAAUAUUACGGUACUCUUCAAAGUGACUAAUUCUGUUUUACCAUUGUCCAGGCCCUCCUCCAAUGAACAUGAUGGCGCCGUCACCCGCCGUGCCAAACUUGCUAGAUGGAGGAGGACCGCUGAAUCCAUCUCCUGCUGGGCAGCCGGCUCUCCUUCAGAUGAAUCACGAACCCCUUGCCCUUCAGAAUCAGGACUUCUCUACUGGUUUGUAACACUUUAUCAGUUAUUCUUCAAUACUGCAUAUAUACUAAGUACAUUCUGUACUUGUAACAAGAACUAGGGUUGUUAUUUUUUGUUUAGUACCUUGGAUAGCUACAGUACUCGCCAAAUUUUGAUAGCUGUUUUUAUCUCACGUUUUUGAAAAAAUGCGACGCCCAAUAUUGGGGACAUGGAGAGAAUGCAGAGAGGAAAAAGAUCUUAUGACGUAAAAAUUUGAAAGAGUUAGGAAACUUUGACGAGUAUCCUACGAAACUCGGUUUUACAGUACAAGUUCCAGCCUUGUAGGUAUCCAUGCAGCGCAUGAUUGUCUUUCGACUUUUGAUUUGCGUUUCUGGCAUUCCUUGCUAUUAGUUGGUUGUGAGAAUACACAGGACAUACAUUGUAAGAUUAAUGUCUUCGCCUCCUUCAUCGAAGCCAAUAGAAGGUGUUCAAGCACAGCCAGCAUGAUCAAUAACGUUUAUUAAUGUAAGGGGAGCGUAGUCUGCAGUGCAGUCAAACCCGGUUAAUGGCUGUUUUCGCACUAGACACGUAUUAUCCGUCCGAGACGGGUUAUCGCGUUAUCGGGUUAUUCGCGUCAGACAGAUAAUACGUCUUAAUUUGAAAAUGGAACGGUCUUAAUUUUGCAUGGACAAUCCGCCUGACUUUAUCCAUGUGUUUGCCAUCAGUUUUGACGGAUUUUGAAGAUGUAUUAACUGUCCGUAAUAACAGGUGUCCGUAAAGCGGGGUUCCAGUGCAUUGUACUGUGUGGCUCCGAAUUUUGCCCCGUCGUGUUACGAAGUGUGUUGAUUCAAUAUUUCGUAACUAUGAUUUUAAGUCGGAAAAAGUAAAUUGCAAAACACCCUCGGCUAUAGUAAUUAUUGCAAUCAAUCAUGCAGUGAUGCUCUGAACUGAAGCUUGUCUUCUCUCUUUAUAGGUUUCCCUUCCAUAACAGCGUUUGAGAGCAAUGGUCUAAAGAUUGAUUUCGCUUUCGAAAAGGUCCCAGGCAACCCAUCUAAUGUGGUGUCUAUUAUGGUAACAGCUACAAACUCACUCACCUUUCCCAUGACUGACUUCGUAUUUCAAGCCGCUGUUCCUAAGGUAUGGACUUAUAGUUAUACUGUUUUCUUGACCAUUUUUUCAAUUGUCAAUUGUUUUUCAAUUUUUCAGAACUCCAAGGGGUGACCCCCGCACCGCAGGGUAGUUGUCCUAAUAUCUGCUCAAUUUUUUUCAGUCAUCUGUAGCCUCACAUGAAGAUCGUUACCUAACUAGACUCUCCCACUGGCUUGUCACACACCGCUCUUACUUGUGACUUCUAGCGGGUUGAAGUGAUAGGUGAUCUGCCAGUGAGACAAUAAGAGAGACAAGGUAGUCUUAUUCACAAGCCUUAUUGGCUUCCCUGGGCUCCCUUCCCUCAACUUUUUUGAAAAUUUUAUACGUAUAUUUUGUUUGUAUGACGAAAAUGAUAAUGAAACAAAACAAUAAAACAAAACAAAACAAGUCACCUAAAGAGGCCACCGUUCACAUCACCAAAAGAUCAUAUGUCCCAUCUAAAUAUGUCUGCAACAGAAUCAUGCAGGUUAUGACAACUCAUGUCCAGGGUGGAUCUUUGUACUGUAAGAUGAGCAGUUCAAUUGUAUUCUCCGCCAACUGAACUGAGCUGAUGUUUUGCCACACCCCUAGGCAUCACUCGUUUGAAACUCGAGUCAAUGCCCCGGAGGUUUUCACAGGGCUCCACCUUAGAGUAAACUACUGAGUGAUCGCUUCUUCGUGACUCUUGUCUAGCGUACUGCUGAUGAUGAAGAACCAACAAGGGAGACUUGAUUCAGACUUGUAGUUAACAGUGAAAAUGAACUCAGUGUGAUUCACCUAUUUUGUACUAUUUUCUCAUGUUCAUAGACAUUCCAGUUACAGCUUCAAAGCCCGUCUGGUAAUGUCAUACCGCCAAAUAACUCCGGAGCUAUUAAUCAAGGACUUAAAGUCGCAAACCCUCAACAGGUACAAUCGUGCUUCUUGCACUUUCACUUGUAAAUUUUGUUUUCAGAACAUAGCCUUCUUCUGCCCUGUGUAACGUGAUCAGUAGGGGAAUGACAUUGAGGAGUUUUUAUCCUGGUUUUAUUUAUACGGUUUUUAGGAUAUUAGGAUGUAAUAUAUACAGUGAAACCUCAAUAUAGCGAAGGGCCAAGGGACUGGCAAAAUGUGCUCUCUAUAAGGAGCUUUUGUAUAUCAAGGUUCUGUCCCGUAUAUUUUACUAUUAGUGGGGUAAAGAAAAUCAUUUGUCAUACCGAGGACUUCGUUAUAUAGAGGUUCAUAACUUUGAGUUUCCACUGUACCUGAUUCAAUGAAGUUUGCUUUGGGUAUUGGGCAAUUGCCCACUGGGAAGCUAUUGUUUGCUGGUCACUCCGAAGCAAGUCGUUGCAGUGGGUUUCGUUUACCCAAUUGCCGAAGCAGCCUUUAUUGAAUAAGGUAUAUAUUGCAGUUGAUUUCCAGUCCCAAGGGCACUUUUUUUGGGGGAAUUUUAUUGUUCACGAGCAUUAUUUUCCGAAAUUGCUUUUGCGCAUCGUCGUUUUUGUCGUGGAUUAGUACCGUUGGAAUCCUCAGCUUACUCCUGGGUUAAUUUAUAAGCAACCAGCCAAUCAGGAGUAGAAUCAACGUCACGUCAUUGCCUUCAAGCUCACCAAAACAUUCCUGAUAUCCGAUUCGCCAUUCUUAUUGGCUUCCGUUUAUAAUUGGCCCAGAAUACAUUAUCUUAGCUUUGACUGGCAAGAGAUUGGUCAUAGGAAGCCCCUGGGGGGUACUCCUGGGAAUUCUUGUUGGGGGUGUGCCGCCCGGUUCUCCAAAUCCUGACCCUAUUUCAGACCAAAAAAUGUAAUUUUCCACACCCUUUUUCAGACCACACCUCUAAAAUCCAUACCCGUUUAUAGACCUGGCCUUUAGGCAGAAAUUAUGUUAUCAUUACUUAGAUUAAACCGCAAACAAAACAAUUCUUUAAAUCCUUGUCGAAUUCGCAUACUUCUCUUUCUUUCUUACUAAUUGGGAAUUGAAACGAUCAAUACGGUCAUACACUACGUGGUUCCCUCAAAAACCAUACCCGAUUCCAGACCAAAAUGGGCAAAGUGUAUACCCGUUUUCAGACCAAAACGGCGCAAAAACCCUACCCGAUGGGGCAGUACAUUACUAUAUGGCUUAUAUAAGGAAGUACCCCCCCCCCCCGGGGAGGAAGCGGGGCUUUUUAUUUAGGUAUUUCGUGGUUUCUAUCACUCGUUUUAAUUGGGACCAGUCGUUACUGCUCAUUCAUGUAACUUUCUUUCUGUUGGGCCAUAUUGUUCACUGAAAAUAACAUUCAACAUUCAAGAACUUUUUGGAUCCUGAUAUUGGUGCAGCUGCCCCUGAACUGAACACAUUUGUCUUCUAUUCUGUUUUUGUUCAGCUGGCUCUCGGGCUCUUUAACUCUAUCCGGGGCUAAGUCAUUUUGUAAUCAUUUGUUUAUUUUGCGUGAAAUUGUCAGCUGUACUACAGAGUGUUGUUUACGUUGUCGUGUAUGAGGUUGUUUAACCUGGUUCCCAACGUGACUACUUGAUGAACACGAUUGGGCGUGAGGAUUUUUUUGUAGUUUCUUUGAACUUUCACGUUUUCACUGUUUAUUGGAACACAAUAAUCAAACUCUUGGCAAAAAAGUUGUUAUUGAAAUCAGCCUCGUUGGUCGGCUGAUGAAAGUUUGUUUGAUAACACGUGAGAGUUGAAGCACUGCCGGCCACACACAUGUUCAGUUGACAGCAGCCUUCCUGUUGAAGAUAGCCUGUUGAAAAACAGCUGGUAUUUUUGUGCCUUUUACAGUCGAGCGCGAAUCACGAGCCCCAAAGGAAGCGAUCGCCUGUCAAACGUAGAUCUGAAAAUAACAGUCGGCUGUCGGGCAAUGUCGACUUAAAUUGGCCCGUGUCUUCAGUCUUAAUUUUGGUAGGUAGUAAAUACCAAAGACUAUAAUUUUGCAAUUGAAUAGAUUCCACGUAUGAAUUGUCAUAACGACGAAAUAACAUUGUUGCAGUGAAUUUACGGCAGUCUACCUGUGAAUCAGUUACUUACCAUGCACAUUUUUCGUUGCAGACGCGUAAUGCGUCCUUGAUUGAGUCCUACCACAUUUUUGUUUUGUGCGAUCAAAAUGGUGACUUAGUCGGACGUAUGCCCUUUCAAAAAAGAAAAAAAAAACCCGCCUGUUUUGCAGUGUACUAAAUUUCCACUCAACUGGUUUAGAAGAGAGUGAUGUAGUCUAACGUUACUGUUUACUCUGUUGUGUCCGUGCACAUGUUUCCGACGAAGUUUCCAAUAUGCCCUCAAAACUUGCUGGUUUUAAUUUGUUUUCUCACGUGUAGCGAUAAAUUAUUUCUGUUUCACAAGCCGCUUUUCUGCUCUGUUGCUUAACCUCUCCAUUAAAUAGCUUGUUACCGCCCACAGGGCUUUGUCUUCGUAGAAGUGAACGCCUUGUUGUUCUAUUGAUAUCAACACGUUCUUUCUUGUUUCUGUUAUUCAGGAGUUUGUAUGCGGUUUGUUGUGAGCAUUUGUGUGUUUUCUCCUAAUAAAGAGCUUCUCUGCCUACGCAAUUGGACCUUUUGUCUGAAAAUUAUGUUAAAUACUCUAACAGUUCCCAGCCGACGCCAAGUUAAUAAAACCUGUUUCAUUUGGCGUCCAUGUUAACGGGUGCUUUUUUCAAUUCUUUAUUAAAGCAGUCCUUCGACGUAUUGUUAAGGUUGUUUUCUUGUCGGCGAAGCUUUUUAUGUUAAUACUUUACUUGUUGUAAUGCAUGCCGUUUAUUGUGUUUCUUCUGACUGCUGAAUGCACAGUCCUAAACCAAGUAAACUGUAAUAAAGAAACCCAGUGUGGGUUUGAGUGAAAGGAACAAGUUGAUAAAUAAACGUUUUGUUAACUCUUUCCGCUCUUAGAUGUCAGACAUUUUGCUGUAAGCAGCUUUUCGUUUAUGCCCGCAGGAUUUUAAACCUUUGAUUGGUGACGUCAACGCCAUCCAUUUUCUUUUGAACGCUUCUGCUCAGAGCUUCUCGUACGUGCUUCACAGUUGUAUAACCACUCCGCUAAAUCAAUCCAAGAUAAAAAAAAAAAUUAAACUCAGUGCAGCAGAAUAAUUUAUAGAACGUCAACGCCAUUCUUUGGUAUGGAACGCUUCUGCUCAGAGCUUUUUUACAUUUGUACAAGCACGCCCCAGUGCAGCAGAAUAAUUUAUAGAACAACACGGCCAAAGUAUUCCUUGUAGCUUCUAUUUGUUUCCUUUUUGCAGAAACGAAAAUAAAAUUCACCUUGAAUUUUAAUUCUAAUAAAUGUAAAUAGCGGAGCUGUGAAGGACGUUUGUUUUGUCAAAGUCGCUGUCUACGCGGAUCUUUUGGAAUAUCACCUGAACAAAACUAAAAGCCCUAUAUGAAUCACGUUAUUAUUUUAGGCUUUGUUAUCUUUGAAUUCAUCCAAGAACGUCGAAGUUAGAGCCGAGACCGAAUCCUCUCGAUAGUUUUCCUGUCUUCUUACCACUCCCGUCUGACGUCUGUAAAAUAUUAAAUUUGGUUACUUACACAACUUUCACUUCAAACAUGACAUGGACUGGAUAAGGCUAGGCGAUAGAGUUUUUCAGACGGGCGGAACUUCCCCGCGCGGAGCACCGCGGGUUAGUAAAACUGGUUAUCUAUCCAUGCCAGAACUUUUGAUUGUCACGUGACCGUCCGUCAACCUGCCCAUGUAAUCUAUCGUGGGAUACGUGUCAAAGUCAAUUGACUGGAUGACAACUAUCAAAAUGGUUAUCCGCGGCCAUUUUCACGUUAUCGUAGGUCCAGGGUCACCAUCGACAAUUUUUCAUUGCGGGAUCGCGAGCACAAAGUGGUAUUUUAUUUUGCAGGGGUAUUAACAGGACAACUCGGAUUAAUAUUAAUCCGUGGAUUAUAAUAAUAAUAGAUUGUAAUAUGGUUAUUAUAAUCCGGUAAUAGAUUAUUAUAAUCCAGUAAUAGAUUAUUAUAAUCCAGCAAUAGAUUAUUAUAAUCCAGUAAUAGAUUAAGGCACGGCAAAAAUUGGAAGGAUUAGAUUAUUAUUAAUAAUAAUCAUCCGGAUUAAUAUUAAUCUCUAUUAUAAUCCGGGUGAGUGCAGCACCGGAAACAAUAAUUGGAGGAGGCUGGAUUGUUGAAGCUGAACAGUCGGCAUCAUUCUCCCAGAUAAGAGAUGGCGACAUUCUUGUUAAAGUGAAUGACAAGGCAUGUAUAAAGUAUCGUUAUCAACGCAUACAGGAUAUGUUGUCUGCAAGUCACUUCCCAACAUAACUCUAGAGUUCUUCCGUCCAGCAGAAAUUGGUGCCAACACUUCAGUCAAUCAUACGCCUUCGUGGAUGCCACCAGCUAACCCAUCAACAACAAUGGCUCCUUCUAUGACACCAAUCCUGAAACCCAGUCCUCUAACACGAACUCCUACUUUAAGUCCAGCAUAUACGCAGACGGUCCAAAUCAUGAAAUGCUCCCUGGGAAAUAACUAUCUCUAUGGAUCAAACUCAGAAAGACUGAGUCUUUUAGAAAUAACUGGAAAAGAUUCAAGGAUUUCCUUUGAUGAUGUGCGCACUGACAUCCCUUUCACUUUGUUAUUUUUUUUAUUACUUAAGAUCUUUAUUCUAUUCUACGUUAAAAAUCUUCAUGGCCCUGCAAAAAAUUCAGUUGCAACUGUAUUACCAGGAGAGCUGAGACAACUGCUGACUUCUGCUACUAAAAUAUAAUAACGUAUGAUAAGGAGUGCGGUUAUUGACUGAAUGUAAUUAAGAGUUUUGUUCACAAACUACUAGCACAAGUAGCAAAUUCGUCGUGGUUAGAAUAGAAUACAGCUGUUUCGAGAAAGGUUGUCGGGAAAAGUGCACGCGACAGUCCUGAAAGGCAUUGUGGGUGGUUUUGAGUUCUCUUGUUUUCAAAGAAAUUUGAAAGAAUUGGUACGAAAGGCCAUGGAAAUGUGUUUGCGAGUGCUAAAGGAAAGCAACAGAAGUAGGUUCGACAGCUACAGUCGUCAGGAACAGUGUAUUGAUCAUAUCCCAUAUUACCUUUCGGGAUUGUCGCGUGCACAUUUUUUCCGACAACCUUUCUCGAAAUAGCUGUAUUUUCUUUAUUGAGAGACUUGUAGGAAUUUGAGCUAUGUGGGAUUAUAUUUAUCAGAUUAAUAUUAAUCCUAAUCGUUUAAGGUACGGCUCAAAGCUCAGUUAUGGAUUAUAAUAAUCUAUUAUUGGAUCUAAUAUUAGGAUUAAUAUUAAUCUGAUUAAUAUUAAUCCUACAUAAGAUUAAUAGUAAUCCUAAUUGAUCAAGGCACGGCUCAAACCUCAGUAAUGGAUUAUAAUAAUCUAUUACUGGAUUAUAAUAAUCUAUCACUGGAUUAUAAUAAUCAAUUACUGGAUUAUAAUAAUCAUUAGGAUUAAUAUUAAUCCGAUUAAUAUUAAUCCGAGUUGUCCUGUAUUAAUAGUCUGCUACACAGCCGUUUUUAGUGCCGUCAGGCAACCCUCCUGACGUGGCGACACUAAAAACGGCCGUGUAGGAGACCAGGGUAUUAAGGGCUUGGGCAAAGGCCUUUGGCUUGGGCGGAAUUUUGUGAUCUCGUCUGGAAGUGUAUGCCGGGGUGCUCGGUGGCUUCCACGAGUUUGUUUUAAUGACAAGUAUUUAACGGAAGCUCCCUCUUUGGGCUUGGCUAAAUCUGUAUGUGUAUUAUCAGGAGCUGUUACGUGCGGUAAGACUCUCUCUUCCCUUCCCAGACAUUCUCCAUCCCCACCAUAUAAUCGUCUGUAAUUAUUAUACGACUUUGCGAAGCUAUAUCUCGGUUAGUUUUCAACAAAUCACUUUCAAACUUGAUGUGUGAUUUUAUGGCACAGUACUAAAUGAACCCCAGGUAGAAGCCGAAUGGUUUGCGUAUCUCAGCUUCUCUUUGCCUCCCCUGCUCUAAAUUUGUUCUGCUUUGUUUCCAUAGCAACCUUUACGAAUGAGAUUAAAAGUGACAUACAAGAUAAACGGCGCAGCCGUGAAUGAACAGGGCGAAGUCAACAGCUUUCCACCUGGACUCUGACGGGACCCUAUUUUAUGUAAAAAUUAUAUUUUGUAUGGUAAAUGCUGAUUAACGUAUACUUCCCAGUCGCAUUCCUGGACGUCUGUAGAUUACUAUUGACAGGCACAUUAAAAUAGUAUCUACAGUGAUGUAAAAGUUGCUCGUCGACACCCAAAUUCUCCUUACGUUUUAAUGAUAGAAUUAUGUAAGCUAGUGCAAUACGGAAAAUCGUCAGUUGAGCGGCAGGAGAUUUUAUAUUCUCAUAAGAUGUUGUAUGUGAUAAUAAGCUACUCGUAAGGAGAAUUUGUUUGUUGAUGUAAUGGUUUGAAGGUUGAAGAACAAAACAGUUAGCCCACGACAAGAUUAUGCUUCUUUAAUUUAGGAAUAUUCGCCAUGGAUAUAGAAAAGUUAAUUUACUCUUUGGGGUGUGGUAAACCAUAGAUUUGCUGAAUUUUCCUCCCAACCUUCUGAAGUCCCCGUCGGAUUUUUUUCAUGUAAGUCACGUGAUUCGUGACUGUGUAGGAUGAGCAGACGAUUAAAAAUUCCUAGUUUAAAGUCAGUUUACGCUACUUAUUACUUUUAAGUUAGAUGUCUGUAAACAAAGCUAAUAGUAAAAUAGAAAUCUUGUCAAAGGAAAAUGAUCCAAUAAGCCGACGAUUUCGAGCAUUAGGAGCAUUAAAGGAAACAAAUCCUUUGGCAUCGAAAUUGAACUGGUACGUAAUAUGACGGACCAAACUGUUUCAUUGAUAUAGUGUACAUGUCGUUGUUACUAGCGUGGUGCGUUGUUUUUAAGCUUCAAAAUUCUGUCCAUUAGUCGAGAGGCCUAAGUAAACCUGACGCGCCGAAAAACAGCGCCCAGGAAGCCUGAUCCUUCUAGAGAGCUUUCAAAAACAGUUCUGGCGUUAUAUAGUCGACAAAAAUAACAUAAUUUGUCCCAUGUGGUUUUUAGUGCACAAAUUGACCUGACUUACCAGGUAGCUAAGGAUUUUGUGUAAAACAACAAUUCAAACUUCGAUUCAAACUUCGUCUUCUCUGUCCGUGAGAUUUUCCAGAUAUUUUGGCGUUAGGUUUUGUGACACGCCAGGUUAGAGGCGAGGUAGUUGGAUUGAAUCCUUAACUCCAUUACAGUGAUAAAAACUUUCCCUUCCCUUGUCUCAUAGAAGUGGAGUUGCGAGGUUGCUUUAUCAUGAUAUCUUAAGCUCCUUGGUAGCAGAUUAAACUUUUAUUUUACAAUAAGCUGAUCGCCUCAAUCAUGUCAGAAAUGUAUUUUUGAGGUAGACGGUCAGAGGCGAGGAAAAUACAAUGUCAGCUUUGAUAGAAGCAGUAAAAUAAAUGAAUUCUCAGAGUAGACAACGAAACAAAGACUAUUGUCAUGUUCUUUUUAUAAUGAUCACAAGACUUGUCCCAGUUUACCAUAUCGUGGAUGGACCGUUUUGUUCUGCCCUCGGUAAGAUACAAGACAAAAUGUACCAGUUACUUAAGUUUUUCGUUUUAACAGAAGUUAAUCCUUUCACAGACAGAGUGAAUCACGGAGUCUCGUCCGGUGGUUCUUAAUCUUGAGUCUUUUUACAAAAUCCUUUGUGUGACCAUUCAUAUGAAACCUCUUUGAAAGUACUUUCACGUUGGUUUUCAGCAUUUUACACGAUGAAAUUUGGACAUUUUGUUGAAUUUUCGUUAAAUGGUACUUUUCUCGGGUCGUAGAAAAUAGCUGAGUAGGAAAACUUGUUUAUUGUUCAGCGACAUUGAGCGGUCGAACUAGGAGAGUGUUAAAAUACUAUGCUGGUUCAACUAAUCCUAGUUUCCAGGAGCCUCGAAUUCAAAAUUUGGACGCGGAGAACAAACAUAUGCCAAUAUACUCAUUAAGUAAGAAGAACCUUUGGGUAUUUUAGGAGCCAUAUUUGUUUCCCUCUGGAGCCUAUUACCAGUGUAGGUCCACUGUUUCAAAAUUUGGCCCUUCUUUCUGCCGUCUUCGUUUUCUCCCAUAGUGAAAAUAUGCGGACGCGACAGAGUAGUUUUCACGGCAAAGCUUGGCCUAAAAUAACCCAAAGUAUAAAGGUCAUAAGUGAGAGAUGGAAACUCCAUGGUAAUUGGCUCCUGUUUCCAUUCAAUCUGGAGCGAGGCAAGUUUCAAUCGGAGCUAUGUGCAACUGGCUAAACCCCGAAAAGGUUCUGGGGAUGAGCAGUCGCAUGCUCUGAACCGGUUUGAAAUAAGAAAAGAAAUCACAGUUUUUGACUUCCUUGUCGGCAUGAGACUUCACUUCGUGAAACGCUGCAUGAUUGACAUAAAUCGGAGCGGUCGCUGAGUUUUUGGUUAAAGACCAGCGAUCUCUAAGGAUUUAUGGAUACUAAUCUUUCCUGUGCUACAUAGCAUUAAUUUUUUUUACACUACUACUCGUUCUUGCAAGGCAAGAUUCAUUUAGAGAGGAAAGCCUUAAAGGGGCUGUGUCACGGCGGUCCAGUUCAUUUUGUUUAAUUUUGCCAAUUACUCGCCCUCAAUCGCUAUGGAAAUUAAAGUAAGCAAAGAAAUUACAGGUAUAUGACAAAAUCAGAGAUCCGAGGCAAACAAAUUUCAAGCAGAAGGAAUCAACUUUGAAAAACUGCCAGGCUGAACAGUUUUCAACAACCCUAAUUUCAAUCCGUUUCAAUCUUCUUCAGUUUUGCCCAUGCGUGGUAUCUGUUGUUUCUGUUAUGUUAUUUUAACC